AUGGCAUCGCGACUCUACGCAGCGUCAUAUGCGGGCAAAGUGACAUCGCUUAACCUGGCAGGGUCUGGCGAAAGCCAUCAAUUGACGACGCUCUCUGAGACAACCGACUGCGGCACGAGCCCUUCGUGGUUGAUGCUGGAUAGGGAGAAUGAUUUUUUGUAUUGUUUGGAUGAAGGCAUUGAUCGCCCUAAUUCCACCCUGUCCUCCUUCAAGCUCAACGCGGAUGGCUCGUUCAGAAAGGUUAAGAAACUCCAAACUUUGAUGGGCCCUGUUGCGUCUGCAUUUUAUACACCAGUCCAACAACCAGACCAGAGAUUCUUUGCCGUCGCACACUACUCAGGGUCUGCAGUCACGACUUACUCUGUUGACCCUGCCAGCGGUCACUUCAACCGCACUCAAUCUUUCACAUUCACCAUGCCCGCCCCAGGGCCAGUCCCGGAGCGACAAGACGCGCCACAUCCCCAUGGAGUGGUGGUCGACCCAUCCGGGCAGUUUAUCCUUGUUCCGGACCUAGGAGCUGACCUUGUCCGCAUCUUCCGCAUAUGCCCAACCACAGGCCAUCUAGAGGAGAACCAGCCACUGGUUGUGGCUCCAGGCUCCGGCCCACGACAUGCUGUCUUCUGGAUUUCUAGAAAGGAAGGCCGGAUUCAACCAAAGAAUGUGCGAUUCUAUCUGGUGACGGAGCUUGACAAUUCCUUGAGGGGGUACGACGUGACAUACUCAAAUAAUGGCACAAUCCUAUUCUCGAAAUUCUAUGAAGGAAGCACGUACGGCGGAUCAACCCCUCCAGCUGGCUCGAAGGCCGCAGAGAUUGCCAUCUCACCGGGUAAUGAUCGUGUCGUGAUAUCGAACCGUAACGAUAACAUUUUUGGGACCGGGAAUGAUUCCAUAGCGAUCUUCUCCCUCAACAAUCAGGCACAAACCUCCGCCACCUCCUUCGUUGGAUUAUAUCCGUCUUUCGGGUCUUUCCCACGCCAGUUUGAUAUUAAUACGGAAGAAGGGAUGGUGGCGAUAGCACAACAGAACAGCCACAAGAUAUCGGUAGUCAAGUGGAGCGAGGUGACUGAUACCAUUGGUUCGCUACUGGCGGAGAAGGAAUUCGAUGGAGAAAUUCCUGCUGUGGUGUGGGCAUUUUGA
This is a messenger RNA of Aspergillus pseudonomiae, 1137 nucleotides long. Its product is annotated as Lactonase, 7-bladed beta-propeller-domain-containing protein. The record is from RefSeq and is a predicted model, not a curated record. Lineage: Eukaryota; Fungi; Ascomycota; Eurotiomycetes; Eurotiales; Aspergillaceae. The transcript is spliced from 3 exons. Bases 1 to 1137 code for a protein of 378 amino acids. Gene Ontology annotation, molecular function: 6-phosphogluconolactonase activity; protein binding.